AUGGGCCUAACUUAUAAGGAUUUUUGUGCUGUAGGUACAGCAUUGAUCAUUGGAUCAACUACUUUUUUGAUGGGGAUCUUCUUUUCUAAUCAACCAUAUGACUAUAAUAUCCUAUUCAAUCCUGCUGCCACGCCGGAGCAUUUUGAGAACGCUUUGAAACACUACCAGACUCUAUUCUACACGGCCAAGCCAACCCUUUAUAUGCUUGGUGCGGUGGCCAUUGUGGGAGUCAUUGGUUCCUUGAUUAGGGUAUACAAGCCAAAUCCAGAUUUGCAAUUAUUUGAAUACGGUUCAUUGGCUUUGUACGUUUUGGGUAUCUGUGUUUUCUUAACAAAUAUCAAGACCGGUGUUGAAUCUGCGGUUUACCAUAACUGGGGUGAAGUCUCUGAGGCGCAAGGUAUUGCUGUUGUUGCCUCUUCCAAUAUCAUUAUUUUAAUUGUCUUUGCUGGUGUCUUAGUGUUGCAAGGAGGUUUGUGGUACAGUACCUGGGAAUAUGAACAAAGAUUAGAUCAAUGGAGGAAAGACCAAUUGAAGGAAUCUGCCGCUAACCAACAGAAGGCGGAGAAAACUACUGAACCAGCUAAAACGGAAUCUAAGAAGAAGAAAUAG
This is a messenger RNA of Kluyveromyces lactis, 609 nucleotides long. RefSeq names its product Shr3p (gene SHR3). Lineage: Eukaryota; Fungi; Ascomycota; Saccharomycetes; Saccharomycetales; Saccharomycetaceae. Bases 1 to 609 code for a protein of 202 amino acids. The record is from RefSeq and is a predicted model, not a curated record. Gene Ontology annotation, biological process: endoplasmic reticulum to Golgi vesicle-mediated transport. The transcript has a single exon. Gene Ontology annotation, cellular component: endoplasmic reticulum membrane.